AUGGCGAAGCGUGACCAGAAGGAGGCGUCUCUCUUGGUGCUCGUGGCCAUGGUGGUCAUCAUGGUCGUUCUCGCCGUCCAGGUGAAGUCGGUGGUGGCCGCCGGCGAGUACACCGAGGCCAUGAUGAAAGUUGUGAGGGAACAAGUGAAUGCCGUUAACUUCACCGGAAACGACGCCCGCCCCGGCCUCAUCCGGCUCAUGUUCCACGACUGCUUUGUCAAUGGUUGUGAUGGAUCCGUGCUGCUGAUGACCUCGCGCGAAAGCAGCGCCGAUGGGACGACGGAGAAGGACUCGGGCUUCAACAUCGGCCUCCGUGGCUUCGAGGUGAUCGACAAGAUCAAGGAGAAGCUCGCCGACUACAAGGUCACCUGCACCGACGCCGUCAUCUACGCGGCGCGCGAGGCAGUCUACCUGCUGAGCAACGGCAAAAUCGCCUACAACGUCGACGGGCCGGGCCGCAAGGACGGCGUCAUCUCCAGAUCAGAGGACCCGGGGAACCAGCUCCCAGGCACCGGCGCCGACUUCACGGUCCUCGUGAAAAAGUUCACCGACAAGGUCGUCUUCACUGAGAAGGAUGUCGUCGCCCUCUCCGGCGCGCACGCAGUGGGCGUCGCUCACAGCACGACCAUUAACGUCACUGGUACCCCUGAAAUGUACCAAACGGCCGUCCGCUGGGAAACACUCAAGGAUCCAAAUGCAGUUAAGAACAACGUCCGCGAGUACGACGGCGGCCCGCUGAAGAUCUCCUCCGGUUACAAAGACGACAACAAGGAGAGAAUGGCGGCGAAGGGCGUCCUGGACAACAGCUUCUACAACGCCGUCCUCCAGAAGAUGGCGCUUUUCCCAUCCGACAGGGUGCUGGGGGUGAACGCGGUGACCAAGGUGAGGGAGUACAUGAAUAAUGCCGGCACGUGGAACAACGACUUCGGCAGCGCCAUGGAAAAGCUCAGCAAGCUCCCCGCCACGAGCGACCCUUCCAAGAUCGAGAUCAGGAACGUGUGCAGUAAGACCAACUAG
Messenger RNA from Triticum turgidum subsp. durum (durum wheat), 1017 nucleotides. Lineage: Eukaryota; Viridiplantae; Streptophyta; Magnoliopsida; Poales; Poaceae. The record is from the annotation of a GenBank genome assembly.